UUAUCCAACCCCAAAACCUGUAUAAAAGCAAAGACUCCCCUCGAGCAUAUUUCUUCUCACACCAAAACAAAAACUUAACAAAAAUAUUAAAUCACAAAUUCUUAAGAUCUCUUCUUCAAUGGCGACGGGGAAAAGCUACUACGCACGGCCAAGCUACCGUUUCCUCGGCACCAAUCAGUCGUACUACGCCGCCAACGAUUCGGGAUUCGAGUUCGACGAAUCCGAUCUCUACUCAUCCGAUUCCCCCGAUUUCCGCCGGAAAAUCUCUAAACCGGUCAGAUCGGUGAAGAAAUCGUCUAACCGACCGUCCACGUGCGGCGCUUCCUCCGCCGCAGCGGCGUCGUCUCUCCCGGUGAACGUGCCGGACUGGUCUAAGAUUCUCCGGGAGGAGCAUCGCGAUAACCGUCGGAGAAGCAUCGUGGAUGACGACGGAGAUUGGUUGGACGCUAGCGGCGGGAGGUUGCCGCCGCAUGAGUUUCUGGCGAAGACGAGGAUGGCGUCGUUCUCGGUGCACGAAGGACUUGGGAGGACAUUGAAAGGAAGGGAUCUGAGUAGGGUUAGAAAUGCAAUUUUUGAGAAAAUUGGGUUCCAGGAUUAAUAUUUUGAAAAAAAAUAAUAUUCGAGGUCCUUUUAUAAGUAACUGUCAGAGAGAGAGAGAGAGAGAGAGAGAGAGAGAGCAUUUAAUAUUUCUUGAAAUGCCCUCGACUUAUCGUCUAUUCCGAAAAUUUUACCCAUGUAAUUUUGUUUAACUUUGAGAUAUUAUUAAAUUUUGCGUAUUGAGAUGAGUACCGUAAUGUAUAAUGUUUCCGGAAGAAAGAAAAAAUGCUUA
Messenger RNA from Brassica oleracea var. oleracea, 829 nucleotides. RefSeq lists its product as uncharacterized. The record is from RefSeq and is a predicted model, not a curated record. The transcript has a single exon. The coding region runs from base 119 to 598 and encodes 159 amino acids. NCBI's taxonomy places the organism in Eukaryota, Viridiplantae, Streptophyta, Magnoliopsida, Brassicales, Brassicaceae.